This is a messenger RNA of Cuscuta europaea, 1021 nucleotides long. NCBI's taxonomy places the organism in Eukaryota, Viridiplantae, Streptophyta, Magnoliopsida, Solanales, Convolvulaceae. The record is from the annotation of a GenBank genome assembly.
UCAAUGCAUGUCACUCAUGCAUUUGAUCUUAAUUAUUUUUAUAUAUCUUAUUAACUUAUUUUAUAAACUUAGCUUUUUGCCAUGUGUCUAUGGAAACUUAGCUUUCGGCUCAUCCUCCAUGGAUUCCGGUUCCAGCAGCAGCGGACCAUCGUUGUUCUCCCUUCCAGCUUCGACGCCGCUGAGCCCGCUAGCAGCUUCUAUUGCGCAGCGGCUUCCCACCAUCCCGCCACCGGACUCCUACAGAUUAUUCAAUAUGCCUGAGCCAUUCUCCUGGACUCCUUUAGCAACCCUCGAACCGUCGCCAGUUUUUCCACAGCCUCUGGUAUUAGGCGGAUCAAACGCCAUAUUUUCGGGACCUACUCUCUCGGGCCACGCUGGGGUUUCAGCAUUGCCCUCAGAUUUUUCCCAUCCAGAUUUGGAGACUCUUCGACAUCUUCUCCAGGCGCAAGAGCAAAGGGGUGCCUUUCUGCAGACUCAGGACACACCUCCUACGCACCAGGCCAGGCACCUGCUGGCAGAGGUGGCCCUCGUGCUGGCGCUCCUGGCCGUGGCCCAGGAGGACGGGGAAACCGUGGCAGUCGUGGCCGUGGAGGACGCGGACGUGGUGGCCGCGGGUAUUACCAGCACUAUCCCCCUCACCAGCAGCCUGGCAGUGCUCCUCCGGCGUAUGACGGUCAUCCCGGACAGCACAUUAUUCCUCCACGUGAUCCUCCAUAUACUGGCGGUGCAGCUUAUUCAGACGCAGAUUGGGCAGGUUGCCCUGAUAGCUCGCGGUCUACUACAAGUUACACGAUUUUCUUGGGCUCCAACCUAAUCUCCUGGCGCUCCAAGAAACAACCCACGGUGUCUAAAUCCUCUACUGAAGCUGAACACAGGGCUAUUGCUUACACUGUCCAAGACACACUCUUCAUUCACUCUCUCUUGGCAGAUAUGGGAAUUUUUAUCUCGACUCCAGUUCAGCUUCUUUGUGACAAUGCCUCAGCUUCAUAUUUGGCAGUUAAUCUUAUUCAGCAAGAUCGCA